AUGUCUUCCCAUAAGACUUUCAGGAUCAAGCGGUUCCUGGCCAAGAAACAAAAGCAGAAUCGGCCUAUUCCUCAAUGGAUUCAGAUGAAAACUGGUAACAAGAUCAGGUACAACCGGAGGCACCAGAGAAAGACCAAGCUGGGUCUGUAA
Sorex araneus (European shrew) is the source of this 150-nucleotide messenger RNA. RefSeq names its product 60S ribosomal protein L39-like. Lineage: Eukaryota; Metazoa; Chordata; Mammalia; Eulipotyphla; Soricidae. Gene Ontology annotation, biological process: translation. Gene Ontology annotation, molecular function: structural constituent of ribosome. The transcript has a single exon. Bases 1 to 150 code for a protein of 49 amino acids. Gene Ontology annotation, cellular component: cytosolic large ribosomal subunit; ribosome. The record is from RefSeq and is a predicted model, not a curated record.